This is a messenger RNA of Rhizophagus irregularis DAOM 181602=DAOM 197198, 984 nucleotides long. NCBI's taxonomy places the organism in Eukaryota, Fungi, Glomeromycota, Glomeromycetes, Glomerales, Glomeraceae. The record is from RefSeq and is a predicted model, not a curated record.
AUUAACUAUAAUAAGUAUCGACGCGGUUUCUCGCGAUGGAAUGAAUGUUAAUUAAUCAUACAAUUUUACCUUUUUUCUAUGAUCCAUAUAAAUGAAUGAAGUACUUUAAAAAAUUGAUAACAAUAUAAAUAAUUAGCCAAUCAAUCGCCCUCAUGCACAUGUGACUAAUUCACGCAUAUUUAUUUAUAUCUGCUUUGUAAAAAUGACUGAAAAAGAAAAUUCCUCCAACUUUCUUCUUGUUUUAUAAUCUCUUAAUGGCGCAGUUUUUAGCGAACGAAUUAUUAAUAAUAGCUUUUAAAGAAUUAUUAAACUUAACAAUGUGUAAAAGAUGGAAAAAUUUAAUCGAACUUGUAUUAACUGAAGAAAUCGAAUUCAGGUUAAAGAGCAAACUAUUAAUUGGGAAAAAGUAUUGUUUUAAUAAUUGUUCAAAAAAAAGUAUAAAGUAUGAUUUUUCGAAUUCUAGUUGUAAUAUUUUAAUAAAUGGUAAUAACUUUGAAUUGUAUUAUCCAUACUUUUUUAAUAUACUUGAAAAUAUUGAAAAAAGGAAAAUAAGUGUUCAUUUUAAAUAUGAAAAUAGGGAAGAAUAUUUAGUUGAAUUUAAUUUAGGUACUUUGUUAUUUUAUGAAGAAAGAAAUUCAAAUGAAAUGAUGGAAGUUAAAUAUAGUAUUGAAUGGAAUUAUAAAGAUUGUACGUGUAUAUCAAAAAAAGAUUCACAAUAUGAUUAUUUUGGUAUUAUUAUUAAAAUUGAAAAAUUGAUUAUAUCUUUGAAGAAAAUGUGUGUAAUUUUAGAUUUAUUGGAUGAGAAAUUAAAUACAAAGGACUAUCAAUAUAAAUAUAUAAUCAAACGACCUACAUUCGAUAUUGAUGAUUUUGUUUGUGAUUUUAGUCAUUUUACUUUAGAACUUUGAAUAAUUUAAGGGCCUAUUUAUUAAUUUAUAUGCAUAGUAUGUAUUUUUCUUAAGUAUUUUUUUUAAAUAGACAUUU